CUGAAAAAUCCAACCCGAAGCCAAGUGGAGUCGUCGGGGGAAAUCGAAUAGGUGGUGGCGUUGUUGCUAGUACUAGUGCUGUCUCCCUGGCUGGUCAAAAUUCUGGUUCUGGUAGCACUGGAAACUCAGACUGUGCUAGCGGAGGAGGAGGCCUUAGAAGGGACGGCGUAAAUUCUAGGAUUCCCAAUUCGAAUACCCUUUACGCGCAGGCUGCUGUGUCCACAAGCUACAAGCGCGGCUGCCUGAACGUGCAAAUGAAUCGAAAUAACUUGAGUCAUCGUGAAACCAGUAACGUCUUCAAACGGCCUACCAACACUUCUGCCCAGUCGUUUUGCUCCAUCUUUUCCCCUUCCGCCUGUCCCACCGGCACUGGAUCAGGGCCCAUUUCCAGCAGCAAUCACUGUGGAAGCAGCGGCGGUGGUUUCCGUGGCGUCAUGACAGGAUGCAACUUCUCUGCUUGUGGGUUGCCUUGUCUACCAGAUACAGCAGGACUGACCACCAAUGCUAUGGUCACAGCCUCUUUGACUAAUGCUUCAGCCGCCGCGGCAGCAGCUUCUAUGGUAGCUUUCGUAUCGGCUGCAUCAGAUGCAGCAAUACCUGGCGGAGUCAGCGGCAACCCUAAUGGUAUCAGCGCUUCCGGCAUGGCUUGCAGAACCACGGAGUCUGUAUGUGGGCAAGCCGGCCCGAUAGGCAUGGCAAGCCAGCUGCUGGGCGAAGAUAACUGGCCUCUGGGACUGACUGACGUAGGCCUUGGCUCCUGCACACCUCGAGGAGUAGGAAUGCUCUUCGGAACUGAGGAAGGAGGUAAAGUAUUGUUUUUCAUCGCAGCAUAG
Protopolystoma xenopodis is the source of this 833-nucleotide messenger RNA. The record is from the annotation of a GenBank genome assembly. Lineage: Eukaryota; Metazoa; Platyhelminthes; Monogenea; Polystomatidea; Polystomatidae.